Chinchilla lanigera (long-tailed chinchilla) is the source of this 872-nucleotide messenger RNA. It is a transcript of the gene Znrf2, whose product is annotated as zinc and ring finger 2, E3 ubiquitin protein ligase. NCBI's taxonomy places the organism in Eukaryota, Metazoa, Chordata, Mammalia, Rodentia, Chinchillidae. The record is from RefSeq and is a predicted model, not a curated record.
GAUCGGCUCGCUCCCGGCGCACCUCUCGCCUCACAUGUUUGGAGGAUUUAAGUGCCCUGUAUGCUCAAAAUUUGUACCCUCAGAUGAAAUGGAUUUGCAUCUUGUGAUGUGUUUAACAAAGCCAAGAAUAACCUAUAAUGAGGAUGUGCUGAGUAAAGAUGCUGGGGAAUGUGCAAUAUGCCUUGAAGAAUUGCAGCAGGGAGAUACUAUAGCACGACUACCUUGCCUAUGCAUAUAUCAUAAAGGCUGCAUAGAUGAAUGGUUUGAAGUAAAUAGAUCUUGCCCUGAGCACCCUUCAGAUUAAGCAUCAGAUGCCUAUUCUAUAGGUUUUCUUGUCUUUUCACGAUGCUUGAAAAAUCUAAGAGGACUUGAGGAUCUGUCUCUGAAAAAUAAAAAUAUGGGCUUAUUCAGCCAGAAAUCUGAGUUCUAUGAGACUUGGUAAUAGAGAAAUGGACAAUCAUACAAGAAAAUAGCCCUGCUGAAGAGAGGACAGUAACCACAGAACUCAGUGUACCAAACUUGCAUAUAAGGGACACACAGGGAUUUUGAAAAUGCUGCACAUCCCUCAGUAGUCAUCUACAUAGUUAAUACUGAUCCACAUUUUGUAUUCAGACGCCAAAGUUAACUGAUUGAAAAGUUGAUUUACUUUUUAUUCAGUUUUCUAGAGCUGCGCAACUAGCUGUGUUUUGAUUUGUUCUGGGGUUUGGUUUUUUUUUUGGUUUUUUUUUUUUUUUAGUCUGGGAUCUGUUUCCCCCAACAUUCAUCUAUUCUUAAAUUUAAAACAACAUGAUUUACUUCUUAUAAACUAAAGUCUUAAAUGUGAAAACCAAGAAAUGUAAUCAAGCAGUAAAACACUCUCUGAAUGCAGACCA